This is a messenger RNA of Symbiodinium natans, 1404 nucleotides long. The record is from the annotation of a GenBank genome assembly. Lineage: Eukaryota; Dinophyceae; Suessiales; Symbiodiniaceae.
AUGAAGGUGGGUGACACAGGUUACCUCAAACUGGCUGAUGCCAACCUCGAUCCAGAAUGGCGCCAAGGUGUCAUCGUCGAUCGCAGCGCUGCUGGCGCACUCAAACUUGCCGUCAGAAUCACAACAGAGGAACGUCAACACUGUGCGGCUUACUUCGGCUUCGAAGCCGGCAGGCGGUCGUUCAUUCUGGUAACAGGCAGUGCCCAGCAGAUCGUUUCGACAUGCCCCGAGCACCACCUGGCUCUCGAGAUGAAAGCAUCCAAGCUAGUGGAACAAGCAAGUUCGUUUUUGGCAAGUUGCCCUGCAGACACCAACGAGGAACAGAUGUUUGCUACAGCUUCAGAAGACGUAGACAACCCCAACAAGCCAACCGCGACUCGCGACCAGAGCAAGUCACGCCACCAGUCCCUGCUCGACUUCGAGGACGGGGAGGACGACCUGUCUUCGAGUGCUGCUUCAGGAGACGAAGACCCGCUGAACGUGCUGCUGAGAGCACAAAAGAAACUUCGCGAUUCUUCUACAGGCAGAGGCAAAGCCAGCGUUGCUGCAACACUGGACGAGGGCAGGAAGGGCCGAAACCGGUACCCUCUGCUUUCGAAAGGGAGCAGCCGCAAGAAAGAAGAAGACCACCAGGACUUGGACUUGCGGGUGGCUCUGCAAGCUGCGUCUACGGCAACGGGCUCGAAGCAAAGCACAGAGGACCCUUUGAAGACGCUUCUGGCGCUAAAGAUGCUGGAGACGUUCAAGCCAAAGAAGAAGACUCGCAGAAGGAGCCCGUCCAGUUCAGUCACAAGUCGGAGUUCCAGCUCUGGGGCUCGAGACAGCCGCUCUACUGGAGACAAGGGUGCCGCCCAGGCUCUCAGGCAGUACCACGAGUCAAAGCGACGCAUGUUCAAGCGCCCUCUGAAGCAUGUGAGACGCUACCUGAAGGAGGUAGAAGAGCAGCUGGGCGGAGGGGACGACGUUCCGUAUCGCCUGGUGGACUACACUCGCAAGAUCUACUGGGGCAAGCAGCGGACCCUGCAAAGGUUCCAUGUCCUGCUCCACGAGAUCUUGCGCCUCAUGCUGAUGAACCGCUUCGAGGAGGCGGCGCUUCAGACGGUACUCAGUCUGCGAGCAGUGCACCAGUGCAGCCUCGACAACGGAAGGUGGGACUUGGCUUGGUUGCUCACCCACGUGGAGGACCCUUUUCAGAGAAGACGUUGGGGUGGCGAAACUCAAGAGGUCGAGGUCGUUGCAGCUUACGUCAAGGCGCUGGAGGACCUGGAAAAGAAGACUCGUCAGACCCGCUUCUUCGGCGACGGAACGCAGCAGGCGGAGGAAGAGGAGCAAGCCGAGGACAAGUCCAACAAGGGGAGAGCAAAAGGAGCCAAGGGCGGACCAAAGGGCCAGCCCAGCCCCUGA